Mya arenaria is the source of this 2269-nucleotide messenger RNA. RefSeq names its product SKI8 subunit of superkiller complex protein-like. Gene Ontology annotation, molecular function: protein binding. The transcript has 11 exons. The record is from RefSeq and is a predicted model, not a curated record. The coding region runs from base 39 to 962 and encodes 307 amino acids. Gene Ontology annotation, cellular component: Cdc73/Paf1 complex. Lineage: Eukaryota; Metazoa; Mollusca; Bivalvia; Myida; Myidae.
UCAUAAGGCAGCGUGUUAUACAUAUUUGGUUGACAAGCAUGGCGGGCAGUGCUCUGUAUUCCAUAAUUCACAAGCAGGAAAAUGCUCAUGAUGACAGUAUCUGGAGCUGCGCGAUGGGCAGAAGUAACAAAGACAAUGUAGAAAACAUUGUUACAGGCAGCAUAGAUGAUAAAGUCAAAGUCUGGAAGUGGGUGGAUGAAAAGUUGGAGUUACGGCACCUGUUAGAAGGUCACCAGCUAGGUGUCGUCUCCGUGGAUAUCAACGGAGAAGGAACAUUGGCAGCUUCUAGCAGUCUUGACAGCCAUGUGAGAGUCUGGGACCUGGAGACUGGAAAAUGUGCCAAAAGUAUAGAUGCUGGACCAGUGGAUGCAUGGACAGUUGCCUUUUCUCCCGAUUCCCGGUUCCUGGCGUCAGGUAGCCACCAUGGUAAAAUCAACUUGUUUGGAGUAGACUCUGGCAGAAAAGAAUCGUCCUUGGAUACCAGGGGAAAACUAACACUCAGUAUUGCAUAUAGCCCAGAUGGCAAGUUUAUAGCCUGUGGAGCUAUUGAUGGCAUUGUAAACGUGUUUGAUAUCGCUACAGGGAAACUCAUACACACUUUGGAAGGUCAUGCUAAGCCAAUCAGAUCGCUCUGUUUUUCCCCUGACUCCCAGCUGUUGGUUACCGGCUCAGAUGACAACCAAAUAAAGAUUUAUGAUGUGCUACAUGCUAAUCUAGCGGGGACAUUAUCCGGCCAUGCCUCCUGGGUGCUCAGUGUAGCUUUCUCCCCGGAUAAUACACAUUUCGUCUCCAGUUCGUCGGACAAGAGUGUGAAAAUCUGGAAUGCGGGAACAAGACAAUGCGUACACACAUUCUACGAUCACACCGACCAGGUUUGGGGCGCGCGGUACAACCAGGCAGGCACCAGAAUAGUGUCAGUGUCAGACGACAGAGCUGUACAUAUAUAUGACAUACCUCAGUGAUGAAUAUGAUGUACUUGUUCAAUUGUAACUUAAUUCCAAGAGCAGUGGAAAUAAUAGUGUUAACAUAUGACAUGGCAAUCUUGACAUAUUUGAGUGGUGGAAAUAAAUUUCAUGUUGAAUUAUAACUUAUUUCAAAAGCAGUGGAAAUAAUAGUGUGAAUGGAUAAACAGACAAUGUGAUGACAUAUCUCAGUGCUGAAAAUAUUAUGUUGGUUAAAAGGUACCAUAACUACUAGAGCAGUGGAAAUAAAAGUGUAAAGGGCUGACCAAGCGCUCUUGAAAAGUGCUAAAAAUAAACUACUUGUUAAAUUGUAAAUGAACAUCUAUAGUAGUGGAAAUAAGAGUUUGAAUGUAUGACAAGGCAAAUUUUACAUACCUUAAUGAUGAAAAUAAAGUUCUUGUUGAAUUGUAAUUUAAUUCCUUUAGCAGUGGAAAAAAUAGUGUGAAUGGAUACACAGACAAUGUGAUGACAUAUCGCAGUGCUGAAAAUAAAGUACUUAAAUCGUUAAUAAGUAGUUAAAUUGUAACUUAAUUCCUAGAGCAGUGGAAGAAAUAGUGUAAAUGGUAUGACCAGGCAGCCUUGACAUAUUUAUACCCCCGGCAAACGAAGUUUGAAGGGGGUAUAUUGGAGUCACCCUGUGGUCUGUCGGUCCGUCGGUUUGUCGGCGGUCUGUUGCAAUUUACCUUGUCCGGAGCAUAACUUAAAAACUACUGGAUGGAAUUGGAAUAAACUUCAUACAAUGGUAGAGCAUAAUGAGAGAAAGUGCAGUGUACAAUAACCAUAACUCUAUUCUUGCCUAUUACUGAGUUAUUGCCCUUUGUUUCUUUUUUUUGUCUGGAGUAUAACUUGAAAAGUACUGGAUGGAAUUGAUUGGAACUUCAUACAAUGGUAAAGCACAAUGAGAGGAAGUGCAGUGUUCAAGAACCAUAACUCUACUUUAGCUAAUUACUGAGUUAUUGCCCUUUAUUUGUUUUUUGCUGUCAUUUUUUUCCAGACAUUAACUUGCAAACUACUUGAUGGAAUUUAUUAAAACUUAAUACAAGACCUCUGUGAGAUGUCCAAUCUUUGCUUGACAUUUUCAUCACAUGAUGCAACACCAUUUUCUCAUUCGACUAUUUACUCGGCAUUUUGCAAUUAGAUGCGGCUCCCCUUUAUGACUUUAGUAAUUUAAAAAUUCCAUUUGAUGUGAGGUCAUGGAUAUGUCAAUAACGAAAAAAAUAUACUUGUUAAAUAAUAUCUUUAGGUACAAUACAGGGAUGUGAUUAGUCCGCGGAUUCGCGGAAUUACGCGGAUCUAAUGGCCCCAGA